Cyclocybe aegerita is the source of this 795-nucleotide messenger RNA. Lineage: Eukaryota; Fungi; Basidiomycota; Agaricomycetes; Agaricales; Hemipholiotaceae. The record is from the annotation of a GenBank genome assembly.
AUGCCUCCUAGUCCAUUCGUUUUGGUGACUCCAGGCGCCACCCGCGGCCUGGGUCUAGCACUCACCCGCCAAUUUCUUCGCACCACGAACAUUCCGGUCUAUGCAACCACCCGUCGCGAAGGCGAAGACGAGGCAAUCAAGAAGAAAAUUCUGGAUGAGCUCGAUGGCGUUGCUCCGGAACGCUUGAAUCUCCUUCACCUUGACCUCACCUCCGAGAAAAGCAUCGCUUCCGCUGCGGACAGCCUCGCCCGUUCGCUCAGGGAGAAGAACUUGAACCACCCGUACAUUCACACCGCGUUUAUUACCGGUGGGAUGCUAGUGCCAGAGAAGAAACCUGCUGACCUCGACUUCGACGAGAUUCAAAAGACAUUUCAAAUCAACACCAUUUCUCAUCUCCUUAUCAUCAAGCACUUUGCCUGCUUCCUUCCUACCAAACCGCACCACCACCACCUUGACGUUCCUUCAAAAUGGAUCCACGUCUCCGCACGCGUCGGCUCCAUCGAAGACAACAGGCUUGGUGGAUGGUUUUCGUACCGGGCUUCGAAAGCCGCUCUGAAUCAAGUCGUCAAAACUUUCGACGUUUAUUUGCAACACCAUCCAAAUAUGCAAGCUAUAUGCGCUGGAGUUCAUCCAGGAACGGUUAAGACGGACCUCAGCAAGGCCUUCUGGGACUCUACAGAUAGUCUUCUGGAGCCCAUGGACGCUGCUUCUAACCUGAUCAAUGUCGUCGAGAACCUCAAAACCGAGCAGCGAGGACAAAUCUGGGAUUGGGCCCGACGACGUGUUCCAUGGUAG